Vespula vulgaris is the source of this 5009-nucleotide messenger RNA. Its product is annotated as androglobin-like. The transcript has 11 exons. Lineage: Eukaryota; Metazoa; Arthropoda; Insecta; Hymenoptera; Vespidae. The record is from RefSeq and is a predicted model, not a curated record. Gene Ontology annotation, molecular function: calcium-dependent cysteine-type endopeptidase activity. Gene Ontology annotation, biological process: proteolysis. Bases 230 to 4360 code for a protein of 1376 amino acids.
AAUGAUAUCGAACAAGAUCGAAUAUCGAAUCAAACAGCUUUUAUUUCAAACUUUUUUUUCAAAAAUGUGUUGUUUUUGGAAUAUUUAAGUGUUUUUAUUUAAAUUGUUCAUCCUGUAGAUGUUCAUAAAAAAUGAUAAAAUUGAGUAUGAUGAGUCUACGAAAAACAAAUGCAAUGCAUGAUUAUUGUAUUGUAUAUACAUAUAGAUAUACACAGUUAAUUAAACACAAAUGGAUACUUCGGUAAAAUCAAAAAAGUUGACAGAUACGGAUUUCAAGGAUAAUUUCAACGAAAAUAGUAUUAUACCUUGGACAGAGUGGAAAGACACGGAAUUAAAUAACGAAAAAUGGUCUAUACCACAAAAUGGAGAGGAUGGAUUAUUUCUCGAUACGGAAUUAACUCCGAUGCCUCUAUCUUUGGAACCAUAUGAGUGGAUUCGUCCACAUUUUUUAAAGGAUUUAACGGAACCGUUAACUGUUUAUACAAUUACUAAAGAAUAUCCUGACUUAAUAAAAAGGAAUAAACAUCUGUUGCACAGUGAAUUUAUCAGAUGGUUUAUUUCGAGCUUGAUUAAUCUUCAAUACUGUGGGCAAAAUGGUUUAGAAGUGAGCGGGGAAUCGAAUAAUUUUAUUUGGAAUGGGCGAAAAGAAAAAUGGCAGGGUUGGAUGCACGUGUAUUCGAAUAACAAAGCUGGCCAUGGUGUGUCUCAUCGACCUAUUUUUAAUCCAAAUGGAAAAUAUAUCGUACGUCUUUACUUUCUUGGAUGCUGGCGUCGAAUAGUAGUAGAUGAUUUUAUACCCGUCGAUAAAGACGGUAAUCCUCUUUUACCGACUACAGGUAAUGGUUUUGAAUUAUGGCCUCUACUUUUGGCAAAAGCUUUAUUGAAAAUCGCAUCAUUAACAUGGUCUCACCGAAGAGAAAUCGUGGAUUUUAAUCCGGUUUCUUGUUUCACUGGAUGGAUCUGUUUGUCUUUGAAUGUCGUUCAUCUUUCUCCUCGAGACAAGUGGGAGUUCUUAGUGAAAUAUGCGGAACACUUCGAAUGGAAGCAGGAAGGAACUAACUCGGAGAACGUAACGCUUGUUGAAGAAGACGAGAAAAAGUCAAGAAAAAAAGGGAAAAGAAAUCAAAGAGGCGUUAAAGGGUUGCAACUUCCUGAUAAACCUCGACCUAUCACGCUGUUUCUCGAUUUGGAAGAUAUGAAAGAGGUCACGCCCGAGACAGUGCCCGGUUUGUCGCCUUGCUGGAGCCAUUUGGUUCAUGUCGUUCAAUCGCGUGAUCUUCCAUUGGAUCCUAAAGACAUAAAAGAACCUUUACCAAAAUGGAAAGAAUAUCGAUGGAUAAAUUGGGCGAUCGAUCGAGGUUUGCUUGAUCCAGUGGAAUACUUUGUUCCUAUUCGUUAUUUAAAAAUCGUCAGUUCAUUGAGAGAAUGCAAGGAAGGUGUUUUUCUGAGGAAAAAUCUAAAUUCCUUUAUCAACGAAUUUUUAGAAGAAACAACAAAAAAUCAGGAAGUAUUAUCUCCUGAGAAAAAAGAAAAGGAAGAAACGAUCGAUGAAAUUAGCUUUUGGUGCGAUUUUAAUAAAAUGGCAUCGUACGUGAAUGUAGUUCAUCUCUUUUACAAGCCUGAAUAUUUUGGAUAUACUUUAAGAAUGUCAGAUUCCUUUCUGCUGGAUGAUCAAAAGAACAUAAUUUUGCUACCGAAGAAACAGAAAAAAGAUAGUAGGAAAGGUAGCAGAAAGAGUGUACCGUCGGACAUGGUUCAUGAUGAUUCGGUAGAAUUUAUGGAUACUUAUGCCUGGCCUAGAACCAUGAAAUCAUCGAGAAACGAGCCGUUGUAUUUCUUUUGCGAUUCAGUCGAGGAGAAGUUUUUGUUAAUAAAUUUUAGUACCAUGGAAGAACGAUUACCUUUGAAUAUUGUUUCAAAGGGAGAAGAGGCCAGUGAUUCGGUAUUGAUAAGAUCAUUAUCUGAAGAUAGAAGUUAUCUCGUCGUAGAAAGACACAGUUGGUUCUUCAGGCCUACCGAAUCAAGAGCACUUAUAUCAAUUUCAACGUCUGGCACCAAGUCGAGUGUGCUGGAGUUAGAACCAGGAAGACAUCUUUUGCGUAUUUAUUGCCGUUCGGAGUCACGUUGUUUCAUAUCGAUUUUAUCUGACACAAUUUUUUACGUUGGUGAUCGUCUUACAAUACAACCGUUAAUGAGUACGGAAUCGGCGAGAACCGAUGUCUUAGUUAAACACAUUAGCAAUUCCCUAGCUAAAGCGUUUUUCAGUUUCGGUAGCAAAGAUUAUUCUUUGAAUUUGAAGGCAUUUUAUCAUAGUUAUAUGCCAGAUUUAACGAACGUUUCGAAAAAAAAAGACAGAGCUACGUUUAAACAAAUACAUGACUACUUUAUAGAAGAGUUAUUUAACUCGAUCAAAAAGAUCUUCCCUUCGGAACAGCUUCGCGAAAUUUUAUUUUCCUUGAAAGUCUUUUUUCUAAAUCCUAGAAUCGGUUUAGAACAUAGCAAAACUCCGUCGAUCUUACGUGUUUUUCAAGAGAAUGGAAAGUCCACGUCAAUAGAAAACGAUUCGAACGAAUCGAUCUGCGAAAUGAUUUGGAUCAAUUACGAUCAAGCAGCUACCAUCAUCCAAGCUUUUUUUAAGGCGGUGAUGGUUAAGCAGUAUAAACGGCGACACAAUUCCAAUCACAAGGAUCACUCAAAGAUCUUAACGAAUCUCUUGAUGAUCGUUGAACUUUUCGAUCAUUCUAAGAGCGAGUCAUUAGCGUCUAUUUUGUUGAGAAACGUCAUUCAAAGAAACAAAAACUUUAACGAGGCUUAUCCUUGCUCCAAGGACUUUCAAUACGUGUUACAAAUACAAGAAUGCAAAGGUACUUUGUUGAACGUUAAACCAGAUCAAUGGAUUCCAAUAACGAGACUAAUCGUGAAUGCUCAGGAAAACGAAACGAUCUUUGGCACGAUACAACUUUUUACAAACUUAACGAGUUACAAUUUGCGAUUAUACAACAACGAAACCGGUCGAGAAAUGUGGAGAGUCAUUAACAACGUUGCUCCAUCUAAUUAUCGGCAUACGACAGUCGGUUACACGCUCUUCGCUUACGGCUACGAUAAUAAUCAAAGAUCAGAAGACACGGAAUGGAUACUUUAUUUUAUUACAAUGAAGGGACAACCAAUGUUUUAUCAAUUAGCUGACAAGGAACCCAUUUCGUUGAACACGAAGAUACCAGUUUUAAUCAUUGAAGAAACGUCUAACAUUUAUAUACCUAAUUCGACGAAUUUAAUUUCCAAGUGGAUCGUCAAUAUCGUUCGUGAUAGCCUGUUGUCGUUUAAAUUGACGACUUCAUUCAAAUUGGUCCAAAUGAAAUUAAGAAUUAUCGAUCAGAAAGAUAAUGUUUUAUUAGAAAUUGAGGGUGGAUUUGUCCUGUGUGUUCCGGUUGUAUAUUUGAAGUUAGAAAAAGAAAACGUAAACAUGGAAAAUUCCCGUACUACUUAUUACAUCGAGGUAUUCGUUCUUCAUGAUAGUUGGCCAUUAGCUGAGACUGAAUGGUCUUUGGUAUUAGAGGCAAAGACAAAAAACAGAAACGAUUUAAUUCGAACAAAAUCUUCGAACAUUAAAAUACAAAAAUCCGAUAUAAUAAGAACAAAACGUAAUUCGAAGCAAGUCGUCGAUCAACGUUUGGAUUCACCUUUUUGGAAAUUUCAAACCGUCAUCGAUGCUAACAGUGGUGUGGAGAUUAUUCAAGAUAGAAGAAGAGAACAAGAGAUAUUAUCCUUGAAAGAAUCCUGGUGGAAGGAUGAUCCUGAACGACUUCAACGUGGUAAGGAACUCAGAGAAGCUUUUUUGGAUACUUACAGUAUACGUUCAAUUUCUUCGAUGAACUUGGAGGAAGAAAUAUCUAUUGAAAUGAACAAACGUAUGGGAAGACGAAAAAUUCGAGAAUCAGAGAUUCAUAAGCGAUUGACUUUAACAGAGAGCAUUGUUACCAAGUUUUUGAAGUACCCACGAUCUCGUAGCUUCGAAUUACCAGUAUUAGAUUUGAGUAAGUUCCAAAAGAUCGAAGAAGAAAUGGAAAUAUCUCGAAUUAGGAGCAGCUCGGAAAGAAAGAUUUUAACAGAACAACGAUAUGCCGAUGUUUCCGACUUCUUUCUGACUUAUGAUAAUUUUCUUCAGAGAUUAGACGAUUGGUCGUACGAGCAACUGAGAAAAUAUAAAAAAUUGUGGAACGAUCUCGAAGAGAAUAUCUCUCAAAGGAAAGCUCAGCUUGAGAAAGUUUACGAGACACGUCAGGCUUAUAUUUCUAGCAUUAAGUUGCUCGAUACGCCUAAAAAAGUGAAGAAAGGAGAAAAGAGAAGUGCGAGAACAUAACAAACAAUGACUACAACGACAACAAAAAUAACAAUAAUGAUAAAAUAAUAAUAGUAAUAAUUAAUGGAUAGCCUUGUAAAUAGAUAUCUAACGAUAUUAACCGAUGUCAAAGAAAUCGUUUGCCUUUAGAAUCGUUAGACAAUUAAUUAGAAUGAUUAUCAGAAUGUGCGAACUUUUCUCAUCCUUCGUAUAUUUUUGAUUAGAAUUAUCUCGAUUCCCCCGGUCAAGGAUAGGCUGAUGCUUUUCCGUAAAAGUUUCUCUACUUACGUAGAUCAUGUUCCGUGGCAAGAAUACAGGCUUACAUACAUAUAUUGCGUUGUUGAUGACGGUGCGCGAUAUACCUUUUAAUGAUGCCACUCCCGACGGUCUCUCUCUCUCUCUCUCUCUCUUUCUCAAAAAAAGCAUGAUUAUCGUUCUGCCGAUUUUUCAUACACCAGACCAGUCUCUCUUUCCUACCAUGUCGCCCCACCAACGAUUAUUACAAAAUUACGAGAAAGGCGACAAGUAAGCAAAAAGGAUUCAUAAUAAACCUAGGUGCCUUAAGGUACAGUGCAAGUUGUUGAACUUAUCAGAUUAUUGUUAUUAUUCACAAAUUAUCAUUAUCGUCGAGAACGAGUGAUCAUAAUUAUAAUAAUAUUCGAUCAUCGAA